UGUGACGAUUCCGUUCCCGGCUCAGUAAUAUUCUCCUAGUCGGGCUGUGCAUAGCUUUUGCAGUGUCUGUGUGUGUUUGUUACUGUAGUUACUGCCUAUAGUUUGGUUAGCUAUGGAAGGAGACGGGAGUCAAGUCACAUCUGGAAGCCCAAAUGAUUCACAACAUGACCCAGGUAAAAUGUUUAUUGGUGGCCUCAGCUGGCAAACCUCACCAGACAGCCUUAGAGACUAUUUUAGCAAAUUCGGAGAAAUAAGAGAAUGUAUGGUGAUGAGAGACCCCACGACAAAACGUUCCAGAGGAUUUGGAUUCGUUACGUUUGCAGAUGCUGCCAGUGUAGACAAAGUCUUAGCUCAACCACACCACGAAUUAGACUCAAAGACGAUUGAUCCUAAGGUUGCCUUCCCCCGACGCGCUCAACCCAAGAUGGUCACAAGAACAAAGAAAAUAUUCGUGGGCGGAUUGUCAGCCAACACAGUGGUGGAAGAUGUGAAGCAGUAUUUUGAACAAUUUGGGAAGGUAGAAGACGCCAUGCUUAUGUUUGAUAAAACUACUAACAGACAUAGAGGAUUUGGCUUCAUAACUUUCGAGGGCGAAGACGUCGUAGAGAAAGUCUGUGAAAUUCAUUUUCAUGAAAUCAAUAAUAAAAUGGUAGAAUGUAAGAAGGCCCAGCCCAAGGAGGUGAUGUUCCCACCAGGCACGCGAGGAAGGGCCAGGGGCCUGCCCUACACCAUGGACGCCUUCAUGCUGGGGAUGGGCAUGCUGAGUGAGUAUGGACCAACACUACUCCAGCACAGUCCAGCACACUACUCAGUUCCACACGGUUACCCUAACAUUGUGGCAACGUACGGUCGUGGAUACACUGGAUUCACCCCCAGCUACAGCUAUCAGUUCCCUGGCUUCCCGGCGACGGCGUAUGGACCAGUGGCGGCAGCGGCGGUGGCAGCAGCGCGUGGCUCAGGUAGGGGGGCCCGAGGAAAAGGCGGCUACAUGGCAUACCCGCAGAACACAGGACCAGGCUUUCACGAUUACGGGUUUUACUCUGCGCCCAGUGACCAGAGGGGGGCGCCCUGCUCCUUUGCGGACUAUGGCUCCCUGGGGCCCCAGGCGGCUCAGAUGCUGCACAGUGAGCAUGCCACCUCCGCCUGCAACUCCCCCCUCCAGCACCUGCACAGCCCGGAUCAGUUUAAGAGCCCAGGGGGAAACCCAGCUCGUCCUGGAGGCUUCCCAGGUGCCAACAGCCCAGGGCCUGUAGCCGACCUGUACGGCCCUGGAGGCCAGGACUCCAAUGUGGCUAACUACAUCAGUGCUGCUAGCCCCCAGGCUGGCUCCGGCUUCGGCCACAGUAUCGCAGGCCCGUUGAUUGCGACAGCUUUUACAAAUGGAUACCAUUGAACAGGUGUUCGGUUGCCAUCUUAUUGGAGCAGAGUCUAUCUGGUGGUCCAGGGAAGACAGACCGAACCUUCUAAUUGGCUCUGUGUACAGGUGAUGUCAUCCAACUUCAAGCACUACAGCAUCACCCAGGAGAAAUGGUGGAACCACAUAAAAAAAAUCAUCUCAGAAAGAAAAGAAAACUGCUGUACCAUAAUCCAAACCUGUAACCUGACAACCUGGUUUGUUAUGACAUUUCUUGAUGAUUUCAUUCACUUUUUUCCUUCCUUUUAUUAGUUGUUUGAUUAGCUUUACAGAGAGGCAUUUUGGUUUGAUCCUAAUUAUUUGUGUCAUUUUUAGAUUUUCUCUUGUAGUGUAUGUAAAUGGAUAUGCUUCUCUCUUCGGGGGUCAUAGUCGAGAAUGUACGAAGUAAUGUGUUCACAUUUCGUACCAAUUUGUUUAAUCAAAAAAGAUCAGAGCUUUAGGUGUCUUUUUGCACAUAAAAGAAAUCCAAAGUGGAAAGUCUUGGGAAAAAAACAUCCAUUUCAUUUCAAAUGAAAAUUCGAGAGGGUAACUAACUAAUAAAUCUUAGUAGCUGUUUUUAAUUAUUGUGAUGUCUCAUUGUUAACCAUAAUUACCUAUUUUUGGGCAAUACAAAGAGGACUCCAAUAUUUUUAUGGUCCUUUUUUACAAGUGUUGUUUUGUUGUUUAGAAAAAAAUAUGUAUACUAUAAAACAUUUCAUAUAAAUACAUUGUGAAUUCAAAGACUUAAGAAAAAGAAAUGUAACUGUAAAUACUAUUCCAGUCAUUGCAUAUAACCAACUCGAUGAGAGAAUAGCAUAUUUUUGUGAUGGUGUGUCAAAGAAAUGUUCUAGCGUGUGAAUAGAAAAAAAAGCUCUAAACAAAUACUAUUAUCCUUUACUGCUCAGAGACAGUGACUACCCCAGUGAUGGACACAACAUAUUUGAACACUGAUGGCUUGCUCUGUAAAUACUCAAGCUGAAUAACUUUACAAGUGUCAAACCAGUGCAUUUACAAGUGGUGAGUUCAGCGCACAGUUUUAAAAGGGAUAAAAGAUCAUUGGUAUCUUUUGUCUAACCAAGUGUUAUUUAAGAGAUCAAUAUUAUUUGAGUGAUCAUUUAAUCCAAAGCACACUGUACUUAGUGUUGAAGAAUAGAACUUGAGCCUAAGCAUUUUACAGUACUCUGCGCAUCCAGACACUUUUAUACUCCUGAGAGAAAAACUCAACUUGUUGUUUGUUGUUUUGUUGUUGUUGUUUGUUUCCUCCUGCUUGUUCCUCUUAAGUUUGGGACUCCAUCAGUUCUCUUUUGAAUGAAUUAGGAAGGGAAACAUUUUGAUACCAUACCUCAGCCCUGUGAGUUAUACCUUGGAAUCGUUGAGAGGUUUAAUUUAUUUUAGUGGCAAAUAGAUUAAAAACAUUGAAUGGAAAAAAAAAUGUAUAAAUCAUUGCACUGUGAGCAGUAAAGAAAGAACAGGCCAUUUCCUAUUUGCACAUGUAUAUGUUGGCUAUUUAAAAUGGUCCUGUCUCUGGGGUGAAGUAUGAAGGUUUAUUGGAUGUUGCUCCUCUCUAGAAUAGGCAUACACAAACAGCUUGGCAAAUAGCAAUUAACUGAUUAAUUACUACCAAUGUGUUGUGGUCAUGUCUUUGGAUUUCAUUGUAUUGUGUAAGCCAACUUCUAAUCUAAAAUAUUGAUGCUAUUUUAGAUCCAGCCAAUAGAAGACACUGAAUAAAUUAUUCAUCCUGGUAACCAUAGCUGCUGCGCUAAUUUCUUACACAGUAUGUGUAGGGACAGGUUUUGCUCAAUUAUAGAGACAUUUAACGACAUGCUUUAAAGUGCAGUAAGAUUUGUAAACAUGAUGAUGGAAUGAGUGGUGUAUAUUCUGAUGUACUUUUCCUGCUGCAAAUGUAUUUGAUAAUUCAUUUCACCUGAUGUUUCAUUUCAUUAGCUCUUUGGUUCAGAACAACCAGGUGAAGAAAAAUGCUGGAUGCUUUUGAAUGAUGUGGAGAUAUGAUCAAGUAAUAAUUUAAAUGAGAAAACAGAAGAGAACCAUUGUAAUGUUCAAAUGUAAAAGGAAAAAAGAAAUACAAAACUUUAAAAAAAGAAAAAGAUGCUUCUUCACUGAUUUCAAUUUUGAAUCAGGGGAUUUUAUUGAUAUUUUUGUGGUUACUAAUUGUAAUAUGAUAUUAUUAAAAUGUACUGUGCAUCCAUCGA
This is a messenger RNA of Salvelinus namaycush (lake trout), 3603 nucleotides long. Its product is annotated as RNA-binding protein Musashi homolog 2. The record is from RefSeq and is a predicted model, not a curated record. The transcript is spliced from 15 exons. The coding region runs from base 113 to 1393 and encodes 426 amino acids. Gene Ontology annotation, molecular function: RNA binding. NCBI's taxonomy places the organism in Eukaryota, Metazoa, Chordata, Actinopteri, Salmoniformes, Salmonidae. Gene Ontology annotation, cellular component: cytoplasm.